AUGGUCCGAGGGGCAAGAUCUGAAAGGUUGUUUUUCAAGCCGGAAGACACGAGCUCCAUGGACCAGCUGCGGCAGCUCAAGCGGUUCAAUGUCGACAAGGACUGCCUUGCCUUUGAUAGGUUGUACUCUUUUUGCCAGACCUACGCCGGCGGGUCGGUCAGCGGCGCUGUGAAGCUCAACCAUGGGAUUUGCGAUAUUUCGAUUAAUUGGGCUGGCGGUUUGCACCACGCUGAAAAGUGUGAGGCUUCUAGGUUUUGCUAUGUGAAUGACAUUGUUCUUGCAAUUUUGGAGCUUCUUAAGCAGCACGAGCGCGUUUUGUAUGUAGAGAUUGAUAUUCACCAGGGAGAUGGUGUUGAGGAGACGUUUUACACGACAGACAGGGUCAUGACCGUUUUAUUUCAUAAGUUUGGGGAUUAUUUCCCUGGCAUAAAGGACAUUAGCGCCCUUAUUGAUGCUCAGAUCCCAUCUCAUGUGACAUGGCUCACCUUAGCGGCGAUCCCAUCUCCUGCGAAUACCACGAGCACUAGUGGAAAACGGGAAGAAGAUAAACUUUCUCAAUAA
Malus domestica (apple) is the source of this 561-nucleotide messenger RNA. Its product is annotated as histone deacetylase 19-like. The record is from RefSeq and is a predicted model, not a curated record. Gene Ontology annotation, cellular component: nucleus. Gene Ontology annotation, biological process: regulation of transcription by RNA polymerase II. Lineage: Eukaryota; Viridiplantae; Streptophyta; Magnoliopsida; Rosales; Rosaceae. Gene Ontology annotation, molecular function: histone deacetylase activity.